CUUUGGCAACUCCACCACCACCACCACCACCACCACCACUCACCACAACCACCACCAUGGAUCUUCUCCUCGUGGAGAAAACUCUUGUUGGCCUCUUCGUAGCCAUUUUAGGCGCAAUCUUCAUAUCUAAGUUACGUGGAAAGCGUUUCAAGCUUCCGCCGGGACCAUUUCCCGUACCCAUCUUUGGAAACUGGCUCCAAGUCGGCGAUGAUCUCAACCACCGGAACUUAACAGAUCUCGCCAAGAAGUUCGGCCAGAUCUUCCUACUCCGUAUGGGCCAGCGGAACCUCGUGGUCGUAUCAUCACCGGAUCUCGCCAAGGAAGUCCUCCACACACAAGGCGUGGAGUUCGGAUCCCGAACUAGAAACGUCGUGUUCGACAUUUUCACAGGGAAAGGACAAGACAUGGUGUUUACGGUAUACGGCGAGCACUGGCGCAAGAUGCGGAGGAUCAUGACGGUCCCGUUUUUCACCAACAAAGUGGUUCAGCAGUACAGGUUUGGAUGGGAGGCGGAGGCCGCGGCAGUGGUGGACGAUGUGAAGAAGAAUCCGGCAGCAGCAACGGAAGGGAUUGUGAUCCGGAGACGGUUGCAGCUGAUGAUGUAUAACAACAUGUUCAGGAUUAUGUUUGAUAGAAGGUUCGAGAGCGAGGAUGAUCCUUUGUUCUUGAAGCUCAAGGCGUUGAAUGGGGAGAGGAGUCGAUUGGCACAGAGCUUCGAUUACAACUAUGGUGAUUUCAUCCCAAUUUUGAGGCCGUUUUUGAAAGGUUAUUUGAAGAUGUGCAAGGAAGUUAAAGAGAAGAGGUUGCAGCUCUUCAAGGAUUACUUCGUUGAUGAAAGGAAGAAGAUGGGAAGCACAAAAAGCAUGGACAACAACCAAAUCAAAUGUGCAAUUGAUCAUAUACUUGAAGCUCAGGACAAAGGAGAGAUCAAUGAGGACAAUGUUCUUUACAUCGUUGAGAAUAUCAAUGUUGCUGCAAUCGAGACCACCCUCUGGUCCAUCGAAUGGGGAAUCGCUGAACUGGUGAACCACCCUGAGAUCCAAGCGAAACUGAGGCAUGAACUUGACACGAAACUCGGACCAGGAGUGCAAGUCACUGAGCCCGACAUCCAAAAGCUUCCAUAUCUCCAAGCAGUGGUCAAGGAGACCCUUCGUCUUCGGAUGGCUAUCCCUCUCCUGGUCCCACACAUGAACCUCCAUGACGCCAAGCUUGGCAGCUACGACAUUCCGGCAGAAAGCAAGAUCUUGGUCAAUGCCUGGUGGCUUGCCAACAAUCCCGAACAAUGGAAGAAACCAGAGGAAUUUAGGCCCGAAAGAUUCUUCGAAGAGGAAAGUCACGUGGAGGCUAACGGGAAUGAUUUCAGGUACUUGCCUUUCGGAGUUGGGAGAAGGAGUUGUCCUGGGAUUAUUCUUGCAUUGCCGAUCUUGGGGAUCACGAUCGGGCGUUUGGUGCAGAAUUUCGAGUUAUUGCCGCCACCGGGAAUGUCGAAGAUCGACGUGAAGGAGAAAGGUGGACAAUUUAGUUUACAUAUCUUGAAUCAUUCCACCAUUGUUGCCAAACCAAGGGCAUUGUAAGGAUUCUUUAUAUUUUGUGGCAUGUUUGAUGAUGUGAAACAAGAAGUUGGGUUUGCCAACAAAUUAUAAAUUUUCAAUGUGCAUUAUGAAAUCCUUUAAUCUA
Cynara cardunculus var. scolymus (artichoke) is the source of this 1677-nucleotide messenger RNA. Its product is annotated as trans-cinnamate 4-monooxygenase-like. NCBI's taxonomy places the organism in Eukaryota, Viridiplantae, Streptophyta, Magnoliopsida, Asterales, Asteraceae. The transcript has 3 exons. Bases 57 to 1574 code for a protein of 505 amino acids. The record is from RefSeq and is a predicted model, not a curated record. Gene Ontology annotation, molecular function: iron ion binding; heme binding; trans-cinnamate 4-monooxygenase activity. Gene Ontology annotation, biological process: lignin metabolic process.